AUGGAGGCCAGGACGUUAACCAGACCGGCCACUGCGCUGGCCACCCUCCUCCGCCAGCAGACCGCCUCUGCCGUCCCCCGACGUGGCCACAAGACCUUCUCCCGCACGAAGCGCUCCCUCAACAUUCCCCCACACCCCGACUUCCUCCCCUCGACGACUCCGGCCAGCGGCGACACAAUCAUCUACAACCCGCCCUCGGCCGCCCCCUCCGUCUUCCACACCCCCUUCAAGUUCCUCCCGCCCUCCGACCCCCGCCGCCGCGCCAACCUCUCUUCCCUCUUCGCCAACUCCAACUCCUCCGCAGCGGCAUCAUCACAAACGUCGUCCUCCGCGAGACCAUUGCCCCCGGCCCUCAACGUCCCCUCCCGCGGCGCCAACCCGCGCUACCACCUCACCCGCGACAACGUCGCCGAGAUCCGCCGCCUCCGCGCCGAGGACCCGGACUUCUGGAGCGUCACCGCCCUCGCCCGCAAAUUCGACUGCUCCGAGACCUUCAUCACCAUCUGCACCCCCGCGCCCCGUGAGCACAAGGAGCGCCUCCAGCGCAAGCUCGAAGGCGUCAAGAGCCGCUGGGGUGCCAUCCGCACCAAGGCCCGCGAGGACCGCACCCGCCGCAAGGAAAUGCUCUUCCGCGGCGAGUUGUAG
Messenger RNA from Colletotrichum higginsianum IMI 349063, 645 nucleotides. Its product is annotated as 60s ribosomal protein l20. Gene Ontology annotation, cellular component: mitochondrial large ribosomal subunit. Gene Ontology annotation, molecular function: structural constituent of ribosome. Bases 1 to 645 code for a protein of 214 amino acids. The transcript has a single exon. The record is from RefSeq and is a predicted model, not a curated record. NCBI's taxonomy places the organism in Eukaryota, Fungi, Ascomycota, Sordariomycetes, Glomerellales, Glomerellaceae.